AGAAUAAUUGUAUUGUGUUCAUGAUGGUUGAAUCGCCACGUGGAAAGGUUGCCACAAGUCAUAUGACGAUGUACCGAAAUGAAUGUAGUGAAAUUGAUACGCAAAGAAAAUGACUAUUAUGGUGUUCGUCUGGUGCCUGAUGAAACUACAUAUUCACAGCCUAAAAGUUACGGGAACACGUACGUAUAUGUCCAACAAGAUCAAGCUUUCCUGUAUUGUAGCUGUCGUAGAGGCAUUGUCUUAGUAACCAGCCGUUGCUAAAAACGCCAAGCCUGACGAACCACGGGGAUAUCAAAGUCUGUUCUUCUUAGUUCAACUAGGACGAGAAUCCCCGACAAGAUUGAGGGAAGCAGCAUAAAUUCACCUGCAAGUUAUGAGCCGUGUGAGAAGGAUCCGAUACAAGCGCCGCAUUGCGUUGCGUUGCCACUUUGGUGAUUUGGUAAUAACUCAGAUGGUCACUGUUGGUGUUGGGGAGUAUACAAAUAACGAGGAACCUAAAGUUUGUGGCUUGUACUGAAGUAUCGCCACCUGGUUUUUUUACAAGGUUGGAAAUGAAAGUAGGUGCGCUGAUUACUUUCGAACAUAAUUGUAAACUUACUAUACAGCAGAUCGAAACGAAGCUAUAGCGACACUAUGUGCUGGUCCCAUUCUUUCAUUUGUAGACGCUAUUAUCCGGAUCUGAUUUCGUGCAGGUAUUUAAUAUAUUUAUGUACUCACUCGCCUGUAGGAGAUGACUCCGAGGAGUUGGAACGUG
This is a messenger RNA of Pseudomassariella vexata, 754 nucleotides long. RefSeq lists its product as uncharacterized. NCBI's taxonomy places the organism in Eukaryota, Fungi, Ascomycota, Sordariomycetes, Amphisphaeriales, Pseudomassariaceae. The record is from RefSeq and is a predicted model, not a curated record. The coding region runs from base 79 to 261 and encodes 60 amino acids. The transcript has a single exon.